Seminavis robusta is the source of this 3736-nucleotide messenger RNA. The record is from the annotation of a GenBank genome assembly. Lineage: Eukaryota; Bacillariophyta; Bacillariophyceae; Naviculales; Naviculaceae.
UAGCGGUAGCAGGAACAUUUACACUGGAGUUGUGGUACCUGUACUCUUGUGUGCUUCUUGACCGGUUAGACAGCCACUUACCUGUCGACCACCAAGGCAAGGUGAGGAUGUCUGGUUUCUGGUUUGAUGUUUUUGGCAAGAUCUCCACCCAGGCAGGCAGCUUUGGAGGUGCACUGAAUGGAUCUUGUGUCUGAGACCUCCAGGCAUCGGUUGGACGGACCCAAUAAGCGCUAGCUAGGUUCAGCAAAUGACCCUCGCCCAAGAGUACUCAAAACUCAAGCAGCCAAUGCAUCCUUUGAGAAUAACGCACCAAGGGACUUCCACUGCUGAGGAGCGACUACGGCAAACUAGGUCUUGCCCCUGUGCCUCUGGCUGGUACCUUUAGUGCCGCCCCACUCUGUCGCAGACUAUGCAUAGUUUUAUCGUCACAACGAGGGCAGCACUUGACCCAUGGUGCCAACAAGACUUUUAAACUUAGAGAGGACACAUCCUUCCUGACCCAGAUGGACUGCUAUCAUGAUAAGGAACUGCUGAGAAGGAGCAGUAGAUCUACAUGUACAUGUGGGUCAAGUGGGAAAGAAACUUGAGUUUUGAUCCAAAGGGCGAGGUCAACUUUCCAAUUAUUGUCCCUCUCUUAUGAACGAGUUUUGAGUUAUGUAACCUCUGAAGUCGUUAUGUACUAGUGUUCCAAAGAACAAGUUGGGGGCACAGCUGAUAAAUCAAUAGAUUCGCGCGACAAAGGAAAUCCCUACCGGUACACAAGUGAGGCAAGAAGACAAAAAGGUUCCUUUUGAGAUUUCAGCCCAUCAUCCCAUGUGUUCUCACUAUCGCAACACACUGUUGUUUUUGGCGAGCUGAGAACUUGCCUAUCCAAAAGCCCAUUGAGGACCUGCUGUGGUACGGGUACGAUGCAGUAUUUCCCUCUGUCGUUGCUGCUGUUGGCUUCCACAUGCUUGACGGCUGUGGAUGCCCAACGAGACAAACAAACUUGCUAUGAAAAGUACAUGGAAGUGAUCUCCUGCAAUUUCACAGAGGCAGACAAUCCAGCAUCGCUGCUAGAUGUCGAUGAUGAUGAAAUCAACUACAGCCAGGCUGAAGAUAUUCUGUGGCUGGAGGAAACAUGCCGACUGAUUGAGGAAGUUGUCUUCAAGAACGAGCUUAUUGUGGAACCUGAACAGCAGAUUGAGUACUUGAACGGGCUCCCUGCUGUUGAUGAAUUAUGCACGGAUAUCCCAGUGGCGUUUCAUCACUGUCGAUUCUGCAAUGAUACAACAUUUCUCCAGUGUCACAAUGAUUUUAUUGAUGACAGCAUUUGCACAAAAGAAAUUAGUGCUCAAGAAGUCCUACGAGACAACGAAACGUACUGGCAAUUCCAAACCAAAGAAGAUAUUGAACUAGCAUGCGAAGAGCUGAGCCAAGUUCCGGAACACAAUGACACCGCCCUUGGUUUUUCGGGACCGAGAACUAUGGAAUUGUGUGAGAAACAGGGUCUAGUAAAGCACCUCUGCAAAGAAUGCAAAAACGAUGCGCUCUGCUUCGAUCCUUUUGAGUACCCUACCCAAUGUGCCGCCAUUGCAACUUACAACAAUGAGAGUGCCAAGAAAUUUGGCAGCAACUGUUCACUGAUGCUAGACAUUCUCUCUGCAUUCAUCCCAGAAAAGGAGACUCUGCUCAACACAUCAACACAUCUAGAGAAGCUUGCGAUUUUGGAUGGGGACCACGAGUGGUGUCCAGACUUUCGAGAAGCCUAUUCUUACUGCCCUUGGUGUACUGGAGAUUUUUGUUUUGAUGAUGCCCAUCCACCAUCCUGUGAGAAGGUUGAUGACAGUGAUAUUGAUGACGAGUUUGCCGAAAAGGUCUGCACCUAUCUCUUCGAAAAACUACAACUCGGAACCCAGCACGCCAAAGGCAAAAUGUGGGACUUUAACGACUUGUACAAUUCAACCGCCCACGCAAAUCUCAUCUUGAUCCCCAACAAUACUGAACGAUGUGAUCAGGCCCGCAAGUACUAUCACAAGUGUUCCUGGUGUGACGAGCAAGCUAAGAAUCUGAGCUGUGGUGUGCUAGAUCCAUGCACGAGCAACAUCACCAUGCCUGAUCACCUCAUUCCCGACUCGAUUAUUAAAAUCAAUACCACAUCUGGAAACAACCUUACUGGUUCACCCGAAGACCACUGUGACUAUCUUCUCCAGCAGCUAAACCUUACCCAGAGAGAUGACACUGCCAGGGCAGGCUCACUUGGAACCUGCAUGGAAGAUUUUUACUUGGCCAGACAGUGUCCUCAGCAGUACUGCCCGGAUACAAACAUCACAGAGGCUGAUACUGUCGACAAAACCUAUCUUGGUGCCACAGGGGAUUCAAAGGAAAAAGCCCUGAUCUGGACAUCGCGUGUUGCUGCACUGCUUUCAUUCCUUGGAGCAUCCUACAUUCUGUAUGACACUCUGUCUGACAAGAAAGCAAGAAAAACAACCUACUACCAACUCCUGGUCGGAAUGGCCACAUUUGAUAUUGUCACUGCCAUCGCCUGGAGUUUCGCCACUUUGCCAAUUGACACGGACAAAGCAGAACAUGUGGAGGGUGCCAUGGGAAAUGCAGCUACCUGCAAGACCCAGGCAUUCUUUAUCCAGCUGGGGUUCACAUCUGUGUUCUUCAAUGUGUCACUUGCAAUCUACUAUGUUCUGGUGGUCGCCCAUGGCUGGAAGGAAUUCCAACUACAGAAGAUCCGUCUUUAUCUCCUGGCUGGUCCUGUGGCGGUUGGGUUGGGCCUUGCAUUUGGGGCACUCCCAAUCUACCACUGGUUGGAGUAUGGCUGCCACAUUGAGACCCCACCAGAGGGAGAACUUUGGGCUGUACUAGUCUUUGUUGUCUUGCCAUUGGGCCUUUCCAUUCUAGCAAUCACCGCUUCCAUGAUGACAGUAUACUGCAAAGUGAGGAAGCAAUCUGCAGCUGCCAGAAAGUGGACCAUGGGAGUCAGCAAGGCUAGCAAGCUGGAACAAGCAGUGUUUUGGCAAUGUCUCUUUUAUGUCAUGGCCUUCUAUAUCACUUGGCCCAUUUUGUUCAGCGUAUAUCUUGCAUCCUUGGAUGACAAGGUUAGGAUCUUUGGACUCUCAAUGCUAGUUGCUUUUGUGGCGCCACUACAAGGGUUCAACAACUUCUUGGUCUACAUCCGCCCGAAACUGGCGCAGAGGGCACCAUCUGACUUGGCCACAGCAAUAAACUGCACAACAUAUUGUGUGAGAGCCGUGCUUGCUCAAAUUCUCUUUGUGUCUUCUUUUGAAAGUGGACAGGAUGAGAAUGGGCUGGAUCCCUCUGCCGCCGUAGCACAGAGGAACGUUCAAACGCAAUCAACAGUACCUGCUUCCUCCAGGUUUUCUCACCAUGGAGAGGACUACACGGACAACGAGGGUGAACCCAAACGCUUGGCGGACAGUCCCGAUGAUUUUGUCCCCUUGGACAAGGUUGAUGAACCUACUGAAGUGCCACAUGAGGUUGUAGGAGAUGAGUCCAUGAUAGACACAACACAGAACGUGACGCUCGAGGAGAGCUUCAGCAAGGAAGAGGGUGAUAGCAACCAAGCAGAAGAAGUUAGUCAUGCAUCAGCCUAAGACAAAUAGGAAUCGAAUCGAACGCUUUGGCACCAACCAUAUAGACUUCGCAAGAGCAAUGCUACCAAGUCAUGACGUUGAAGGAUUGUACGUUUGCCAAAAUAAUUGCUAAUUGCAUACUGCCACAGUUU